This is a messenger RNA of Verticillium dahliae VdLs.17, 957 nucleotides long. RefSeq lists its product as uncharacterized. The transcript is spliced from 2 exons. The record is from RefSeq and is a predicted model, not a curated record. NCBI's taxonomy places the organism in Eukaryota, Fungi, Ascomycota, Sordariomycetes, Glomerellales, Plectosphaerellaceae. Gene Ontology annotation, cellular component: plasma membrane. The coding region runs from base 1 to 957 and encodes 318 amino acids.
AUGUUGUCCCUCCUCCUCUUCGCCGUUGCGGUGGCCGCGCAGUGCACGCUACCAAACACGCCCCUCUCCUCAACCAUCACCGAGCCCUUUGGUAUCCAGGUCCAGAACCCGGCGUUUCCCGAAAUCCACAACCGCUACCUCUACCUUUGGGAGGCCGGCGGCGGCGACAAACACCUCUACCUCAACCCCGCCGGCGUUCCCGCGACGACGCUGACCCUCGACGCCGGCGUUCUCGAACUGGGGCCUCUCUUCGCCGUCAUCAAUGGCGAGCGCGGCGACCCUCGCGCCAUCUUCGCGCCCACCCACGCCUGCAACCCCGACACGGCCGCCCCGCAGAUCGAGCUCGCCUUCACGGGCCGCCAGACGUCCCCAUCAGGCGGCCACAUCUGCGUCCGCCUCGCAUCGGGCAACAGGCACGAGUUCCGCUACUCGCCGCCGCAGAACCCGGCCCACGACCCCUCCCGUCCCUGCAUCCCCGUCGUCCUGGCACUCACGCGUGACGUGCCGCCCGCGCCGACGGCAAUCACAACAACGACGACAACUGCCGGUCCCCCGGUCGUCCCGUCCGCCACGGCGGCGCCGGCUCCCUUCCGGGACGUGACGGCCCUGGGCUGGCGGUUCGUCGGGUGCGCGCCCGAAGAGGGCCCCGCGGGCGACGGUCUCGGACGGACGCUCGGCGGGGCGCUGCAGGCGGAUGACGGGCUGACGAACGAGGUCUGCGUUGCCUUCUGCCGGGGCCGCGGGUUCCGGUUUGCAGGCUCCGAGUACCGCCGUGAGUGCUGGUGCGGGAACACGCUGGCCGAGACGAGGGUGCCUGGGACGACGGUCGCGAGCCUGGCCGGGUGUCGGCUUUCGUGCGCGGGAGACGGGGCGCAGAUUUGCGGAGGACGGGGCUGGAUGAGUUUGUAUGAGGCUUGUGUGGAGGGGGCGUGUGUGAAUGCUGAGUUUGGGUCGUGA